Messenger RNA from Paramecium sonneborni, 705 nucleotides. The record is from the annotation of a GenBank genome assembly. Lineage: Eukaryota; Ciliophora; Oligohymenophorea; Peniculida; Parameciidae.
AUGAUUACUGAUAGUGAAAUAAAGGAAUUUCUUCCGUAAAGUGUUUAAAAACAGUAUAAAACAGAACCAAUUGAUUAAAAUAUAAGUGAUCUUUCAUUUAGUUUUACACAUAGCUUUAAAAGUAGUGUAAAACCAAAGUUGAAUGAUUCAAUAUAAUUCGAAACUUAGAUGGCUUAAAGGAUUUAAACUAAACCACCUUUGACAUCAACAAGUGAUAAAAGAUUUUAGAUCCCAAUAAUUAGAGAUAAAACAUAUUUCAAUUCUGAAUUGAUAAGUGAUUAAAUGUCAACUCCAAGAUCAAGAUUGUAAGAUUGUAAAUUUUAGCUUAUUCAUCUAAAGCUUUAAAAUUAACAGAACCAAAAGAUCAAUAAAUAAAUAUUAAUUGAGAAACUAUCUAAAUUAUUGAAAGAAUCUUCAACAUUAAAUAUUUCAAAAUCAAAAGAAAUGAUGUAAAUUGAAUUACUCUUGGCUGCAUACAAUUAAUUACAUUUAAGUCAUUCAAAAUUAAAACAUCAAAAUAAAAAUUUAGAAUAAGAAAUCAAUUAUUGGAAACUUAAAUAUUAAGAAUUGGAAAAAAAGACAAAACAAAAUAUCCACACUAAAAGUACAUCAUUAUAAGUUUAAUCGAAUAAACCAAUAAAUUAAAAUAUAACUGAGAGAUUGAAAACAUAAACGUAUUUAUAAAAUACUUUUAAGUUGUCCUGA